Molecule: messenger RNA, 1476 nt
Organism: Arctia plantaginis
Lineage: Eukaryota; Metazoa; Arthropoda; Insecta; Lepidoptera; Erebidae
Source: the annotation of a GenBank genome assembly
AUGUUAUACAUUUUGUUGUUUACACUAUGUGUUGUAUUGGUGAUCGUUUAUUUAAAAACAAAGAACAGCAAUUACUGGAAGAAGAAGAAUAUAAUUCAGGUUGAAGACUUGCUGUUCAAAUUUAUGUUUGAUGGUCGGUCUUUGUCUGAGAUAUGUAAAGAAAUUUAUGACAAACAUGAUGUACCUUACAUCGGAACUACUCAAGGAUGUGUUCCUUCGCUAAUUGUAAAAUCUGUGGAAGACGUUCAAGCCGUGUUUGCUGGUGAUUUCCGAAGUUUUCACCAUCGUGGAUUGAAAACUAAUCCUAAAGAGGUUUUAGCCGAUAAUCUUCUCUUCACAAAUGAUUUUCAAAAAUGGAAAUUGAUGCGGCAGAAACUAUCACCAGUGUUCACAAGCGCAAAACUGAAGAAUAUGUUUUACAUUUUAGACAAAUGUGCCCGUGAUUUCGUAUCAUUGGUGGAAAGCGACGAGAACAUGAGAAAAACACCGUUUAAUGUUUUGUAUACCUACACUACGGCAUCGAUUGGAGCUUCGGUAUUUGGUAUUGAUACUCAAACAAAAAACACAAUGAAUUCGCCCUUCUUGGAAAUGGCAAGGAAGUCUGUAGAACCAUCUUUUAAAUCAAACUCACUUAUAAUGAUGGCAGACAUAUUUCCAAAACUUUUUGAUUUUCUUAAUCUAAAGUUUUUCAGUGAUCACGAAGACUUUUUUGUCGGUGCUGUGAAAAGUGUACUUUCUGAUAGAAGGCACACUAAUGAUAAAAACCGUCAUGACUUCAUAGAAACAUGUUUAGAAUUGCAAGAAAAAGGUGUGAUGAAGGACGCUUCGACUGGGUGUGAGAUUAAUCCAACUGAUGAAGUGAUGGCUGGUCAAGCAUUUUUCUUUUUCAUAGCCGGAGCUGACACUUCAGCUAACGUGAUGCAUUUUACAUUGAUUGAACUUUCUUCAAAUCAAAAAGUUCUUAACAAAUUACAUAAAGAAAUAGAUAGCAUAUUUGUACCGGGUAAGAAUGAACUAACCUACAAAGAUAUUGAAAACCUACCGUAUCUGGAUAUGGUAGUGAGUGAAGCAAUGAGAAAAUAUCCACCAGUAGGUGUGAUUCAAAGAAAGUGUACUAAAGAUACAAUGUUACCAAGCGGAGUGAAAAUUGAAAAAGAUAGUACUGUGGUAGUGCCCGUAUUUGCAAUCCAACGGGAUGAAAAAUAUUUCCCAAAUCCACAAGAAUUUGAUCCCGAGAGAUUUGGACCUGAUAAUUCCAACGGAAUCACCAAUUACACCAAUUUACCUUUCGGAGAAGGAAACCGUAUUUGUAUUGGCUCAAGAUUUGCGCGACUGCAAGUGAAAGUUGGUCUUGCUUGGCUGCUACGUCGUUUCACCUUGGCUGAACAAAGUCCUUAUCCUGUAAAGUUCGAAAAAAGUACAUUUGCGAUAAGAGACCCAACGGCUCGUUAUGAUUUCAUUCCCAGAAAAGUUUAG